AUGGCAGAACAGAUUCUACGAUUGGACGAGGUCCAGCAGCGCCUGCCCCCUCCAGUCCCUAGAACGGACCUAGAAACCCAAGUUGCGAACAGCGACGACCUGGCUGUCCUCGUCGUGCUGGACGACGACCCCACAGGCACACAGACAUGCCACGGCAUCAACGUGCUAACAGUCUGGGACGAGAAGAUCCUCAUGCGUGAAUUCCAGCAAUGCAACCGGGGUUUCUUCAUCCUGACUAACUCGCGCGCUCUACCUACUCCCGAAGCGCGCGGGUUAAUCAGGGAAGUCUGCACGGCCGUGAAGCACGCGGCGGCUAAAGCGCAAAGAGCCUUCGAGAUCGUCCUCAGAGGCGACUCGACACUGCGUGGGCACUUCCCUGAUGAGCCGGAGGUUGCAGAGGACGUGAUCGGUGCAGUAGACGGCUGGGUCCUGGCCCCGUUCUUUCGACAGGGCGGUCGCUUGACUAUCAAUGAUGUCCACUACGUUGCUGAUCCGGAAGAAAAUUUGAUUCCAGCUGCACAGACACCGUUCGCGAAGGAUGCGACGUUUGGCUACUCGAAUUCGAAUCUGAGGAAGUAUGUCGUGGAGAAAUCUGGCGGGUCUAUUGCAGAGGACCGCGUGCAUUCCAUUUCGCUAGAGGAUAUCCGCACAGGCGGGCCUGAGGCUGUUUCGAAGAAGUUACUUAGCCUUGGAAAGAGGAGCGUUAUUGUAGUGAAUGCCGUAGUUGAUACGGAUAUGGAGAUCUUCGUUCUGGGGCUACUAGCUGCUAAAUCACAAGGGAGGACAUAUCUAUAUCGAACGGGUGCUGCAUUUGUAUCAACAAGACUGGGCAUCGCGCAAAUUCCUCCUUUAAUACCCAAAUCACUCGGUCUCAGCACCCACGCAUCUCAACCAGGCGGGCUCAUCCUAGCAGGCUCUUAUGUGCCCAAGACGACCGAGCAAUUGCAAUCCCUAAUUGACGGCCGAGGACCGAGUCUGGAGGUUAUCGUCCUUAAAGUGGAAGAUCUGCUGAAAGGCCCCGAAGACGCAGACCGAGCAGCUCUCGACGCAGCAGACAAAGCAGGACAAUUGAUUCUCAACGGUCGAGACGUACUCGUAAUGACGAGCCGCGAUCUCAUCACUGGCAACGAUGGCGUCUCUAGUUUGAAGAUAGGCAGUACUGUUGCAGCUGUCCUGGUGUUGUUCCUGCGCCUCCUUGUCCCGCGGCCCCGCUACAUCAUAGCCAAAGGUGGAAUCACAUCUUCAGACGCAGCAUGCAAAGGGCUGCGCAUGCGAAGAGCCCAGAUCCUCGGUCAGGCUGCGUCGGGUGUUCCCCUGUGGCGAUGCGACGAGCCGACCUCCAAGUUCUCAGGUAUUCCAUACGUCGUGUUCCCCGGGAAUGUCGGAGAAGUCAACACACUACGAGACCUCGUCGCAUCGUGGGCCAAAGAAGCGAAACCGCGGAUGGAAUACCAGCAACUAGGCACGAGCUCCCUCAAGGUAUCGAGAGUCAUUCUUGGCUGCAUGACAUUCGGCAAUCCCUCCUGGGAGGGAAGUCCGUGGGUGCUCCCAGAAGAAGAGGCACUGCCUCUACUCGAAAGGGCAUACGACUGCGGAAUCAACACAUGGGAUACGGCAAAUACAUAUUCGAACGGGCUUUCCGAGGUAAUAGUCGGCAACGCACUACGGGAAUACUCCAUCCCACGAGAGAAGGUCGUCAUCUUAACAAAACUUUACUACCCAGUCAUGGAAAUAACCUCAAACGCACGACCAAACCCUGCCGUCAAUGACGGAUCCCUGGUUAAUCAAAUGGGCCUAAGCAGAAAGCACAUCUUCGAAGCGGUCGACGCCUCGCUGAAACGACUAGGAACAACGUACAUCGACGUCCUGCAAUUACACCGGGUGGACGAGACCGUGCGCUCUAAUCCCGUGGAAGUCAUGAAAGCCCUGCACGACCUCGUCCAGGCAGGGAAAGUGCAUUACCUCGGCGCGUCCAGCAUGCAUUGCUGGCAGCUGGCUAGGUUACAUUACACGGCAAAGAUGAACGGGUGGACAGGGUUUACAGGUAUGCAGAACCUGUAUAACCUGUUAUACCGGGAGGAGGAGCGAGAUGUAAAUCCGUUCUGUGACGUUGAGGGGAUUGGAUUGAUUCCUUGGAGUCCCCUGGCUCGUGGAUUACUUUCACGGCCGUCCAAUGUCCAGACAGAGCGGUCGAAGAGGGAUGCGAAGACGGCGAAGUGGUUCGCUGGGGAUCAGAAUGAGAAAAUCAUUGGGAGGGUCCAGCAGAUAGCGGAGAGUAAGGGUUGCUCUAUGAGUGCUGUGGCCAUGGCGUGGCUGCUGCAUAAGGGCUCUUGUCCAAUUGUCGGACUGAACAGUUUAGAGAGAAUCGAAGCUGCAACGGAGGCAUUUGGUAUACGUCUUGCAAAGGAGGAGGUACAACUACUGGAGGAACCUUAUCAAGCUUUGGCAGUGCAGGCUAUUUGA
This is a messenger RNA of Penicillium mononematosum, 2463 nucleotides long. Its product is annotated as aldo/keto reductase. The record is from RefSeq and is a predicted model, not a curated record. NCBI's taxonomy places the organism in Eukaryota, Fungi, Ascomycota, Eurotiomycetes, Eurotiales, Aspergillaceae. The transcript has 2 exons. The coding region runs from base 1 to 2463 and encodes 820 amino acids.